AUGACUCCACCACUAACCAUCCGCAACCUGACAUCGACCCCCCUCGACCUGAAGCUUGUCGAGCGCUAUGAGGCCCCAGGGACAAAAAAGGCCAGGUGCCUGGGCACGCUGAGGGCCACGCUGGUUUCGCCCUCGUCCAAGAAGCUUGCUGAAAACGCCGAGAGCUUCGCCCGUCAAGAUGUGAACAUCCACCUCGAGCCCUUCCGCAGCCAAGCGACCGAUAUCAAGCCACUGGAUCGCGAAGCCACCCACACGCUGCGCCUGACCAUCGAAGCUGACGGCCAGCGCUACCGCAUCGAGCCCUCUCACAGCCAUGCAUCGCAGACCUUCACGCCCCUAGUGCCGGGCCCGAAGCACCAGUUUACGGGCAUUUUCUUUCCCAAGGACAGUUUUCUGGCCGUCUACUCGUCGGCGAAGCUGCAAUGUUGGAUGCGCGAACUGAGCGAUGUCACCCCGCUGUCCGGCCUCUCGAUCCCAGGAACACACAACACGCCUACAUGCCACCGGUCGCUCCCUUCUGUGCGCUGCCAAGCCGUGUCACCCAAGGAGCAGCUCGAGAACGGCGUGCGCUUCUUCGACAUCCGCGUGCAGCCAGAGGAUCCUGAAGAUGCGUCCAAAGAUGGGCUCAUCCUCGUGCACGGCGCCUUUCCCAUCUCGCUGACGGGAUCUAAGCAUUUGCGCAGUCUCAUGCAUGACAUACGCGACUUUCUCAACCACAAUGUUUCCGAGACGGUCAUAGUAAGCCUCAAGCGCGAGGGCACUGGCCAUGCAACCGACCAGCAGCUAAGCAUGAUCCUUCACGACCACUACGCGACCGAAGACCCCAGCUGGUGGUAUACAGAGCCGCGCAUUCCCAAGCUGGGCGAGGUGCGCGGCAAGCUGGUGCUGAUGCGUCGCUUCGCCAUCGACGACAGGCUCAAGGCUGAGCACAAUGGGGCGGGCUGGGGGCUGGAUGCCGAAGACUGGGCCUACAACACGCCGGAUGAUACCCAUGGCACGGUGCGCGUGCAAGACUUCUGCGAGGUUCUCGAAACAGAGAACAUCCAGAUCAAGACCAAGUAUGCAGAGGAGCAUAUGGCUCGAGCGGCCGAGUUGGUUUGCCCGGUUCCCGGCAUCACGACGGAUGCGGUCAAUCCUGUGCCUCCAGGACCGCUGUAUUUGAACUUCCUGAGCGCGAGCAACUUUUGGAAGGUGGGCUGCUGGCCGGAGAAGAUCGCGGCCAAGCUCAACCCGGCAAUGAUAGAGUACCUGUGCAUGAAGCAUCAUUGUGACGCUAGCCAUGGAGACGGCAGCACGGGCAUUGUGGUGUGCGACUGGGUGGGAGGGGACGGGGACUGGGACCUGGUCAGGUGCAUUGUGGGAAUGAACAGCUUUUUGGAAAUGAGGGAGAAGCAGCUGGCCGCUUGA
Molecule: messenger RNA, 1407 nt
Organism: Diplodia corticola
Lineage: Eukaryota; Fungi; Ascomycota; Dothideomycetes; Botryosphaeriales; Botryosphaeriaceae
Product: phosphatidylinositol phospholipase c
Exons: 2
Coding region: 1-1407 (468 amino acids)
Biological process (GO): lipid metabolic process
Molecular function (GO): phosphoric diester hydrolase activity
Source: RefSeq, a predicted model, not a curated record